GGUCUCCGGCGGUGGCCCCGGGGCGGCGCUGUGGGCGGCAGUCGGGGCGGCGCCAUGUUAAGAGCCGCCCUCCUCGCCCCCCCCCGCUUUCGGCUGCUCCGGCACCGCGGCCCGCCAGCGCCUGCGAGCCCCCCGCCUGCGCCCGAGGUUCCUUAUUUUUGUAUAAAGAUUGAGAGAAGUCAACCUGCUGAGAUUAUGGCACUGAAACAGAUUUCCAGCAACAAAUGCUUUGAGGGUUUCCAGAAGGUGUUUGAACAUGACAGUAUAGAGUUAAAAUGCAAAAUGAGGUUUGGAAUCUAUUUACCACCAAAAGCAGAAAUUGGAAAGUGUCCUGUGCUGUACUGGCUCUCAGGAUUAACUUGUACAGAACAGAACUUUAUUACCAAAUCUGGUUUUCAUCAGGCUGCAGCUGAACAUGGCCUCAUUGUAGUUGCACCAGAUACCAGUCCACGUAAGUGUCUUCAGGUUUCAUGAUGAGCCUUCAGCAUAUAAAUGUUUGCUGCUGCUUAUCCCCAAAGAAUAGAAGGAUUCAUGUUACUACUGAAUGUAUUGGUGUAAUUGUAUCUGAAUUUGGAAUGUUCCAUCUGUAGGUUCUAUAGAUUAUACCAAUUUGCUGAAUUAUGUGUUUAAUAUAUAUUACAUGAAUUGCAAUUUUAGAACUCCACUAUUAAAGCCAUUUUAAUACAAAUGCCCUAAAAUUAAGAUAAGGGGGCAGUUCAGGUCACACACGGGC
Molecule: messenger RNA, 733 nt
Organism: Chrysemys picta bellii (western painted turtle)
Lineage: Eukaryota; Metazoa; Chordata; Testudines; Emydidae
Source: RefSeq, a predicted model, not a curated record